This is a messenger RNA of Rhododendron vialii, 552 nucleotides long. RefSeq lists its product as uncharacterized. The record is from RefSeq and is a predicted model, not a curated record. NCBI's taxonomy places the organism in Eukaryota, Viridiplantae, Streptophyta, Magnoliopsida, Ericales, Ericaceae. Bases 1 to 552 code for a protein of 183 amino acids. The transcript is spliced from 4 exons. Gene Ontology annotation, biological process: proteasome-mediated ubiquitin-dependent protein catabolic process. Gene Ontology annotation, cellular component: nucleus; proteasome storage granule; proteasome regulatory particle, base subcomplex.
AUGUUUCCUGAGAUCGUUGAGUGUGCGAAGAGUGUUGACAUUCUGGAAGGUGCGCAAGGUGGUGUGAAUGAAACGGUUAUCGUUAUGGUUCUCAGAAACUAUCAGUUACAUGAGUUGGAACUUGGAAAGUCGCUAAAAUCAAAUCAAAUAAAUGUACAAGUAGCUACGAAUAUACAGUUUGAUGACUGCUGUGUUUGUGAGUUUCUUACACUGAGCUCUUCCAAGGUUGUGGGCAAAGCGAAUAAAGAUUUAAGAACACUAAGUGGUGAAAAUAGUCAAGGUGUAUCGUCUUCUCUUGUUAAACUAUACCAUAAGUUGCCUUCUCCUGAUUAUUUAACCAUUUGCCAAUGCCUGAUGUUACUGGAUGACCCAGAGGGUGUUUCGAGCAUCUUGAAAAAACUUCUACGAUCUGAAAAUAAGGAUGAUGCUUUGCUCGCAUUUCAAAUAGCUUUUGAUCUGGUCGAGAAUGAGAACCAAGCUUUUCUACUGAAUGUCAAAAAUCUGUAUUUUUUGGGCACCGGAAUGCGUGUUUUAUGGGAAGAUUUUUUUUAG